Molecule: messenger RNA, 1068 nt
Organism: Scutellospora calospora
Lineage: Eukaryota; Fungi; Glomeromycota; Glomeromycetes; Diversisporales; Gigasporaceae
Source: the annotation of a GenBank genome assembly
AUGCCUAUUAGAACCAUUAUUCCUCUAAUCUUAUACGUGCCUGUUUUCUUGGCGCCAUAUUUCCUUCUUACUUUCUUAUUGUCAUCUCCAUUGACAUCUGUUUCAUCAACAAAAAAGCGCGUGUUAGCAAUUCCUUGUAUUAUCUACUUGUUCUCUAUUCCUAUCAAAUUCAGUUGCAAUGAUUUUGCUCUAGAUAAUUCAUUUUCUUCAAUUGCUUUGGCUUCUUGUUUUCGCUACAUUGACCUCUUUUUCAUGAUUCCAUUUUACAAUGAGACCGAUAUCUACAUGUCAAUAUAUCAAAUCAAAGCAGACGCGUUACGGCCUUUUCGUAGCUUGCCUGAUCCCAAUAGAAUCGACUCACCGAUUAAAGAUACCGUUGCUUCAUAUCAUAUAUUACCAUCUGCUAUUGUUUUCUUAUUGUUACAUCUAAUUAUAUAUUCUUUUUUACAAUUAUUUACUGUUGAAAUAGUAUUAUCUCUUCCUCAUUACCAAUUUUUAUUAUUUUGUCUUCUUUGUGGAUUAACAAUUUAUAUCAACAUGGAAAUUGCAAAUCGUUUAUUUAUUUUUUUCGCUACUUUAAUUUUUUGUCAUGGCGAAUAUGAUCAAAAUGAGUGGCAUUUGUUAUUUAAAUCCCCUUGGAUGUCUACUUCUUUAACAGAAUUUUGGUCUAUACGUUGGCACCAAGCUUUUCGUGAAAUUUUUGUCUCUUUUAUAUAUAGACCAUUGAGAAGAUUUCUUAGUAUUCGUUUCAUUCCAUUAUUUGGAAAAUAUUAUCAACAUAUAGGAAAAUUACUUGAAAAUCUAAUUUCAAUAAUGGGAGUUUUUAUUAUAAGUGGAAUAAUUCAUGAAUAUAUUAUUUGGACUGUAAUGUAUCAAUUUUGGAAUCCUGGUGAUCAAAUUUUAUUUUUCUUCUUACAAUCCGUUGGAAUAUUAUUUGAAAAAUUAUUUUCUCAAAUAUUUCCAUCUUUAAGUUUACCAAAGUGGAUAGGUUGGUUAUGGACUAUAACAUAUUUAUGUUUUACUUUACCUUUGUUUAUGACUCCAUAUAUAAAACAAAAACCAUGGUAG